AUGCCAUUUGGCCUCACGAAUGCACCAGUGACUUUUCAAUCUCUAAUGAAUUAUGUUUUCCAACCAUUCUUGUACAAGUUCAUGCUUAUCUUCUUUGAUGAUAUACUCAUAUAUAGCUCAUCUUGGGUUGAACAUCUAAAGCAUGUUGAAGAUGUAUUGCGAGUUUUGGAUCAGCAUAAAUUAUAUGUGAAAUUAUCUAAGUGCUCAUUUGGCCAAUUGAAAAUUGAUUACUUGGGUCAUAUAGUAUCAAGUGCUGGGGUUGAAGUUGACCAAACCAAGGUCAUGAAAAUACAGAACUGGCCAAUACCCCUAAAUGUUAAGCAACUUAGGGGAUUUCUCGGCCUCACUGGGUAUUAUAGAAGAUUUAUCAAGAAGUAUGCUCAAAUUGUAGCACCACUUACUAAACUACUUCAGAAGGAUGUCUUUCAAUGGGGAGAGGAUGCACAAGUUGCAUUUAAGACGUUGAAACAAGCUUUAACUCAAGCUCCCGUCUUGGCAUUACCUAACUUCACUCAACCAUUUAUAUUGGAAACGGAUGCGUCAGUAUGGGCAUAG
Molecule: messenger RNA, 555 nt
Organism: Prosopis cineraria
Lineage: Eukaryota; Viridiplantae; Streptophyta; Magnoliopsida; Fabales; Fabaceae
Exons: 1
Coding region: 1-555 (184 amino acids)
Source: RefSeq, a predicted model, not a curated record